Molecule: messenger RNA, 4012 nt
Organism: Drosophila ananassae
Lineage: Eukaryota; Metazoa; Arthropoda; Insecta; Diptera; Drosophilidae
Gene: Pdzd8
Product: PDZ domain-containing protein 8
Exons: 8
Coding region: 406-3471 (1021 amino acids)
Biological process (GO): mitochondrial calcium ion homeostasis
Cellular component (GO): mitochondria-associated endoplasmic reticulum membrane contact site
Molecular function (GO): protein binding; lipid binding
Source: RefSeq, a predicted model, not a curated record
CCUACAGGCCACGACAAUAGUUCAACCCCUGUAAGGAAGCCAGCUGACUGGGGGACAUGCGCAGUAAACGACGACGGCGAGUGGGAAACAACUGGCAUAGCGAGUACAUAUUGAUUUUAGGGCGUUUGUUCAGUAGCUGCAACAAUUGUCGUUGGCAAUGUCGCCUUUCUAGACCCAAAACUGCAGCAUUAAGGGAUAUUCCAUCUCGAUGGACGAGGUGAUUAGGUAGCACUGAAAAAUAGUUCUUUAAUCUCGAUAUUUGCAACACCAGCUAUGUACGGAAUUGAGAAAGCUGACAUCAGCGUCUAGGCCCCGGAACCACGGGCAAAAGACGACUUGCACCAUUUCCCACAGAGUACCACAUAUUUAGGAUUUUGAAAUUGCCUUUCGCACUAGCUAUCCAGCAUGGAGAUACCUAUUUCGAAUAUACUACUGCUGUGCUUGACCUUCCUGCUUAUCGGUGGGGUGCUAAUGAUUCUCCUGCAGUAUUUGCUUUUCAUCAAAUUCUCCAACCUUCCCGACGAAAGCGAGGAGCAAAAACAGAUGAAUGCCAAAUACACUUUGCCACUGAACAUUAAGCAAACAGCCCGAAAGCUGAAGGGGCUGCCCAACAUCGGCCCUGGGCCUGGCAAUGGGUGCGAAAACCGGCAGGACACUCUGCAAGGAGCUUCGGCCCUCAUAUCGCUCAACUUCGUGAUGCAGUUUCUCUUCCACGAGUUCAGAAACUCAAACCGUGUGCGCAAGUGGUUCUACCGGAAGCUGUCCAUCGAACUGGACGAGUUGAUAACAAAGACGACUACCGGAAAGCUUCUUGACAAGCUUACAAUCAAGGAGCUCGAGUUGGGGGACCAGUUCCCGGACAUAAAGUCUCUUUCUGUUCAGAAUGUCGAGCUGGAUGAAGGGGAGCACCGCAUUGAGAACUUGGACCUGCUGUUGGAUAUAAAUUACGUCGGAAACUUUUCCACGUCUAUCGAUGCCGACAUGGUCCUGGGCAAGAAGGGUUCCAUUAUGUUGAAAGUUAAGCAAUUGUCCGGCAUGGCGCGUCUGCAGUUCACAAGGAAGCCUUACACGCAUUGGUCCCUGAGCUUUUUGGGUGACCCGGAACUGAACCUCGACAUCGAGUCCAAGUACCAGGGACGGCAGAUGCAGUCGAACAUCACGAACCUGAUCUCCAAUCAAAUUCGAAAGGCGGUGCGCCGGAAACACACUCUGCCCAACUACAAGCUACGGUACAAGCCGUUCUUUCACUGGACAGCCGAGGACGAGUCCAGUGACUGCGACAUCCAGCCAAACGGACUGCUGACCGUGCGAGUGGUGGAGCUAUCGCGUCUAAUAUCCUGCCCGGAGGGGGGCGACACCUACUGCACCCUAACCUUGGCCCCGGUGCCCUUCAUUGAGGCCCACCAGCGUGACAGUAGUCACGUUCUCAUUUCACUGGAUGUCUUCAUUCAUAAAGCGAAAAAUCAGCAGAUCGGCAUUGUAUUUAAACAAAACGGAAGCCAAGCGGUGCACAUUGAAUCGGUAUUGCCAAACACACCCGCCUGCAAAUCCAACCUACAGGCCGGGGACGUCCUGAUGGCCAUCGAGGGAAAGCCAGUGACAACGAUCCAGCAGAUUGCCAAGGUAGUCAAGACCUUGCAGGCGACAGUCUUCAGUCUGCGCAUAGAACGGAUUAUUCCUGGCAUUAUCCGCAAUGACGCUGUGCUCGAGGACCUAGACAGGUACGACGAUCUGUGCGAUUUACCCCUCUCCAACCCUCCAAAGUCCGACACCAACGAUCUCGGACCAGCCGAGCUGGUUCCAAAGUGCUUGGCAGUUAAGUCCGGCCUUAGCAGUACUCCUACGAGUUCUCCGAAGAAGUCUAACCUCAUUGCCAAAGCCAUUAAGAAGACUAUGAGCCGGGAAAGCGGCGACAAAGAAAAAGAUAAGGAUAAAGAAAGGGAGAAAGAGAAGGACAGGGAAAGAAACAAAGCGGAGGAGCCGGAACGGACAGGCGAAGAAGUCAAUUACUUUUAUCAGCACUCGACUAUCGACUGCCCCUUUAGUCCAUUGAUCCAGAUGGACGACAUGUGCAGCUUCCAGCUGGACAAUAAUAGCCGUUUCCUCAACGUCUGUGUAUUUUCCAAGUGCGCCGGCGAGAGCAUUCUGUUGGGCUACAACAAUGUUCAAAUCAGCCAGGUUCUUGUAGAGUGCUCGGAGACGAGUCUAAACCAGUGUCUCCGGCAAAUUGUUCUUAGCCCAGCUACACUCCAGGCUGUCAAAAUGCAUUCACUAUCCAAUCAGUCCGGAUUCAAUCCAAAUUUGUGUUUUGGGGACAUUCUUUUUAGUUUCUCUUGGAUGGGAAACCCCAACGUCAUAGUGGGGGGAUCCAAAUCUCCCUCUCCUGCAAGAAACAUAUCGACAGGUGGAGACCAUGGCGCACCGGAAAUUCCUUCAUCCGAAAUUAUGAGCAUGAAAUUAACUAGUUCCAUGUCCGACACAACCGCGUUCUUGGGAUCGACUACUGCGAUGGUUGUCCCUCGAGCGCACAACUUUGUGAGAACUCAUUUUCAUCGCGCCACCCAGUGUGAUUUUUGCGGCAAGAAGAUCUGGUUAAAGGACGCGAUGCAGUGCCAGGAGUGUACCAUGUGCUGUCACAAGAAGUGCAUAGCGAAGUGCCAGAACGCCACAGUUUGCGGUCCAGUGGACUGCACCGGAUCCGUACCGGCAUCGACGCCAGCUGUGGCUUUAUCUAUUGUUAGCAAGCCGGAGUUUACCAUCACUCAAGCAGAUAACCUAGAAGUUCUCGAUGAUCGAUCCAGUUCCGCCGUCAUAGACGAUGCAGCUAUUGAGGUGGCGGGGGGUGAACAAGUCCAGGUCCAGGGUGCGACGCGCAUGGACUUGCACAGAUCGAGUCUGACGGGAAUGCUGGCGCAGGGAAUCAAGAGGCAGGCGAGCAAUCUGGACAUUCCGGGCAUAGUGUCUUCACUGACGGGCAGUGGAGGACUUCAAAUAAAUUCAAGGAGCCUCCCACCGAGUCCCCAGCAUACGCCCUCGCGGAAAUCGUCGAUGAUUGAGGACUCCAACCCCUUUGAGAGAGUUACUCAGUACUUGGAAGCCCUCCCAUCGGAAUGCACAGCUUUAAACUUUGAUCAAGUUAUGGACAUUACAGAGCCGAUCAUCCGACACACUCGAAACGAGGAUCUGAUGAACUUAGCCAAGACAUCCAGCAAGCAACUGUAUGCGACCUCCCCAUCAGACGAACGGGUAGCCAAGAUCAACGAGCUGUUAAGUAAAAUAAGAGUCGCUCUGGACACGGAGACUGAUGGUUUCACCAUGAUGAACAAUGCGGAACGGGCCACAGAAACGUCACCAUGGAAGCCCGCGUCUAAUAUAGAGAACAGUUCUGAUGACAGAGUCCAGGCACUCAGUAUUAUUAUGCUCUACCUGUGUACGGGUCUACAACGUGCCCAGGAUGGGGUCCCGCAAUAGACUAAUGCAUAGGCACUGACGGUCUAGGUGUAUUCAUAAUUGUAUUAUUUUUAAGUAGCAGACUGGAAAUGUAAAUUUAUGGGCAUUUUAAAUCCGUGUUGUGGCAUACUCACCCAAAAGUAUUUUUUAACCCGGUAUUCUUAAGAUAUUGCUGUAUGGAAAAAGGAAACGAAGGAUUUGGAAAUUAACAAUCAUAAAUCAAUCUAAUUAAAUUAUGUCCGUCUAUCUGUUUUAAUGAAAGUAUCUGCUUAUACGUCAGAAAUUAUUUUAAUCAAAGAAGACAACCACGUGAACUCGGCAGAAAAGAGAUUUUGCCACACGAUCCUUGAGUACCGGGUAUAUAAUAGUCGAAGCACUCGACUUUAGCGGUUUUUACUUGUUUAAAUAUUUAGUCGUUUGUUCCUAUCAAACUAAACGCUUUAUUUGUAAUUGAGAAAAUGUACAUAUUAGAUACGGGGUACAUUCAAAAUCUAUAUUAACAUAAAGUCUUUUAAAUUCGUUUUGACCAAUAAAAAUGUUAAAUCUCAAACAUGUCAAUAUA